GGAACAGAACACCGCGAUGCAGACCAAUCUCUCCCAGCCGAGUUACAUAGUUGCUGCAGUGAGCUUUGUUUGCUAUCUUGUCUUUAAACGCGCUGAACCGUCAGAGCCUUUACCGGUCUUAAGUCUUCUCCUCGGUGUACCUGCCCUUCUCGCCUGUGCACUUGCUUGGUUCUCCCUCUUACCCGCAUACCAAUACGCCACUGCCAUCCCUGUCGUCUUCGCCUCUCACUGGGCCCUGCUCCUAUCAUAUGUCCUUAUCUACCGUCUAUCCCCUCUCCAUCCCCUCGCUCGUUUCCCAGGACCUCUUCCAAAUCGUAUCUCAAAGCUAUGGAUGGUGUGGGUAAAUCGAAAAGGCGGGCAAUGGCGUCACUAUUAUGCACUACACCAGCGUUACGGCGACGUUGUCAGAAUCGGGCCAAACGAGCUGUCAAUUCGAAACGUCGAUGCCGUUCUACCCGUCCUAGGUACCAGUGGCCUCCCAAAAGGCCCUUUCUGGACGAACCGCAAUCCUAAGGGAAGCACAAAUGCCCUCAUUAUGCAACGGGACCCUGUGGAGCACGCGCGUAGACGACGGCCGUGGAACCGCGCAUUGAGCACCGCUUCGCUGAAGGACUAUGAAGAGAGUAUCGUGCUUCGCUCGCGUGAAUUGCUUGAUGCGCUCGGGAAAAGGCAAGGGCAAGUGAUGGAUAUGUCCAUGUGGAUGACAUUCUUUACGUUUGAUUUCAUGAAUAACAUGGCUUUCGGUGCUACUUCUGAACUUAUGAGAGAAGGUAGAGACGUGAACGGCGUCUGGCAGAUCAUAGAGGAUGGUGUCAAGUUCACCGGAGUUGCGUUUCUCGUUCCUUGGGCUGCGCCUCUCCUGCGGAUGCUCCCAACAUCGGUACAAGCCCUUCUUCAGCUGAAGUCUUUCGCACAGACGAGUGCAGAACGCCGACUUGAGCGUGGCUGCGAGAAGAAGGACCUUUUUUAUCAUCUUAUGGAUGAAGAAGGUCACGAAACUGUCCGACCCUCCCAGCCCGUCGUGAUCUCAGAUAGUCUACUUGCUAUCCUUGCGGGGUCUGAUACAACUGCAACGUCGCUCAGCGUGCUCUUCUACUUCAUCCUGCGCCAUCCAGAGGUUUACAAGCGCCUCCAAACGGAGAUUGACCUCGCUUUUCACACAGAAGGGGAGGGGAAAGAGGAGGCGGAGGAUCCCGUAGAUUUUGCAAAAAUGGCCGGGAUGCCAUACUUGAAUGCGUGUAUAAACGAAGCGCUGCGCCUGUACCCUGCCGUAUUGAGUGGUGUACAGCGUCAGAUCAUACCAGGAAGCGGCGGGAAGAUGAUAGGGCCUUUCUUCGUCCCUGAGCCAGCUAACAUGUUCAUACACACCUACUCAAUACAUCGUGACCCACGCUACUUCUCACCUUACCCCAACUCCUUCUGGCCUGACCGCUGGCUCCCAUCAUCCCACCGAGUCGACUUCAUCGGCGCAUCAUCCAAAGUAAGCGCAAGUGCCCAAUCCGAUUUCGUACACAACACAGCUGCAUUUAUCCCUUUCUCACUCGGUCCUAACAACUGUGUUGGUAAGAACCUUGCGUUACUUGAGCUGCGUGCGGUAACUUGCCAUAUCCUCCACCGGUUCGAGCUCUCGUUUGGUCCGUCUGAAGAGGGCGUAUGGGAGAUGGAGAAGUGGGAGGAGCGAAUUGAAGAUUAUUUCACUGUGAUCAGGCCACCGUUGAAUAUGGUGUUAAGGAGUAGGAAGUAGGCUACAUAUGUAUUUGGCUUGCGAGGAUUUGAUUGUUUCCUCGUUUCUGUGGGUUUGGAUUUCUUCUUUCUCUCAUAUUUUGCUUUGACUCGAGCUCUUAGGUACACUGACAUUCACUAUAAAGUGAGGUCAUCUUUCACUCGCUUUGUGCCUGCCAUCUAUCUCUGAACUUCGUGAACGGAGUUACGCCCUUAUGAACUGGUAUAGGAAAAAGAUGUACGAUGGACGCUUACUUGUAUUACUACGGCCGUCACUGGUGGCUAUAUGCAAGCAAUUUCUUUGGGUUCGUCAUUUGUAUCCUUGAAUUCCAGUCGAAUGUCUCCCUUUCUCCCUCAUCUCAUCCUUCCACGUGCCGGCUCCUUUAGACCAUCGUUCACGUCGAAACGCAACCUAGCCAUGAUGUUAGGAUAUUGAUGAAGUGCGGCACGAAGAGACAGGGGAGGAGGCCACAUGUGCUUGAGUGCUUUUCCAUCUUCUUACUUGUCAUCAUGCGUGGUAUUUACUCACUGCCCGGCGGAAAGGAGUACCUUUGUGCUGUCGUAUAAACACCUGGGAAACCUCAUCAGUCACUUAGCCGGUUAUUCGGAUCUUGAUAACAAGCACCAUGGAUGGGGGUAGCCUCGUAACUGAAAGCUUAUAAAAUCUAUGAACCUGCAUCCGAGUUGCAGUUCGUAUCCCUCGACGUUAGUAUCUUACUCAUUAUUAUGUGGUUACAG
This is a messenger RNA of Serpula lacrymans var. lacrymans S7.9, 2460 nucleotides long. RefSeq lists its product as uncharacterized. Gene Ontology annotation, molecular function: oxidoreductase activity, acting on paired donors, with incorporation or reduction of molecular oxygen; iron ion binding; heme binding. The transcript is spliced from 10 exons. The record is from RefSeq and is a predicted model, not a curated record. Lineage: Eukaryota; Fungi; Basidiomycota; Agaricomycetes; Boletales; Serpulaceae. The coding region runs from base 17 to 1744 and encodes 575 amino acids.